AUGGAUGACGCCGGCGAACUUGAAGAUCGCGGGAAAUUUUGGAGACAAGAUGCAAGAUGUAAGUACAUAUCCAUCAUCUGGAAGUACAGUUUGCCCUCACCAUUCACACCUCCACCCUCUUAUUACGGAAUCAUGAUUCGACGGUCAAUACUAAGACAAAGUCGCACACUUACAGCCCCUGCGUUCUCCAGGUCAUUAUGCACACCGUGUUCGACUUCAAGGCUAGAACUAUGCAAAAGACCUCUCCAGCCAUCAAGCUUCAAAACAGUAUCGCCACCACUUUUCCAGCGAUGGCAGUCUACAGAAACGGAGAGGAAGCCAGAAGAUUACACUGUGCCACCCGAGGAUGCUCAGGCUGCCCAGGCUGCCCCGGCUGCUGAGGCGGAAAAGGAGGAUGCGCUGAAAAAAGAGCUUGAGGCGAAGAGUCGCGAGAUCAUCGACUUGAAGGACAAAUACCUCCGCUCCGUCGCCGACUUCCGCAACCUGCAGGAGCGAACCAAACGCGACGUCGAAUCGGCGCGCCAAUUCGCCAUCCAAAGAUUCGCCGUCGACCUCGUCGAGUCGAUCGACAACCUCGACCGCGCCCUCGAGGCCGUCCCCCAGGACUCCCUGACACCCGCCGAAGACGAGUCGGCCGACGCGGCCAAUAAAGACCUGAUCAACCUGCACGCCGGGCUCAAGAUGACCGAGUCGAUCCUGAUGUCGACGCUGAAGAAGCACGGCCUGGAACGCUUCGAUCCGGCCGAGGAGGGGAGGCGGUUCGAUCCCCGCCUGGAUGAGGCGACGUUUAUGACCAAGGUGGAGGGGAAGGAGGAUGGUGAUGUCUUUCACACGCAGAGUAAAGGGUUCACGUUGAAUGGGAGGGUGUUGCGCGCGGCCAAGGUCGGGGUGGUGAAGAAUUCGUGA
Messenger RNA from Endocarpon pusillum Z07020, 906 nucleotides. RefSeq lists its product as uncharacterized. The transcript is spliced from 2 exons. Lineage: Eukaryota; Fungi; Ascomycota; Eurotiomycetes; Verrucariales; Verrucariaceae. The coding region runs from base 1 to 906 and encodes 301 amino acids. The record is from RefSeq and is a predicted model, not a curated record. Gene Ontology annotation, cellular component: PAM complex, Tim23 associated import motor. Gene Ontology annotation, biological process: protein import into mitochondrial matrix; protein folding. Gene Ontology annotation, molecular function: protein-folding chaperone binding; protein homodimerization activity; adenyl-nucleotide exchange factor activity.